AUGGCCAGUCACAGGCAUAACGCUUUUCUAGCUGGGAGCAACAUUUACCAUCAGAAUCAGUGCCGUAACUCUGGUACCCUGCGGUCAGCCUCUCAGUCUUCACCGACCGACCCUAUCCCUUCCUGGCUGCAGCACGUGCAGGCAAGCGACGUGUACAAUGAUACAUCACGGGAAAUCUUCCGGCAAGCAAGCCCUGACCCUGAGAAAUCUUUCUGGCAUCCCAACGGCAUUCCGACUGUUCAUAUCCAAUCCAAAUACAACGCCGGGAGGUACCAGGCAUCAGAUGUCUUUAUUCAAGAUACCCCAUCACCGCCAUCUUUGGCUGGCCAGACAAGUCGCCAUCUUGUUCACGAUCCUUAUCUGAACGACGACUAUGACAAAGUUGUACACGACAGAAAGGAGCAUUCCCUUCCCAAAGCCCACGUCUCGACGCCGUCGGGAGCCUCGCUUGCAGAUCAUGGCAUCUUCGAGAAGCAAGCCAGACGAAAGACUCGGAAAGAUCGCUACAACACGGUUAAAAUAAAAGAUGCGAGAAGAGGGAAGCAACAGGCAAAGAGGUCGUCUACUCGCGUAUCAAAAAAUGGGAGGCUACGAUCGAGCCGAGAGAUAAUGGCCAAUUUCAGAUCCAGCGCAAUCACAAACCCAAACGAAAGAAUUACGCUAAAGCCCAGCUUCACGCCCGGAUUAUUUGUCAACGGCCGAAGCUCUGUGCCUCAAACCGACCUUGUAUUUAACGACAUACCCUCGCCUGACCAAGGCCGCACUCCAGUCGAUAAUGAACAAUGGGCAAAACCAAUAGCGAGGAAGUCAGAAAGAGAAGAAGACGACGCGCCUUCAGGCUCCCCCGAUACCCGCAACAGCAGAGCCACUUCUGUAACUUCGUCAAACUAUUUCCAGCCUAUCCGGCGACCGAUCACUACUGAUAUCAUCAAUGAUGACCCCGUUACUGGGAGGGCCAACACUAUAGGGUGCCAUAGAGAUAAUGGCAGCAACGGUGCCAAAGACUGCGAUGGGGACAACAACAGACCCCCACCACAACGAGACAGCUUUACCCUGCAUAUUCGUCCCAUUUACAGCUUUUCUCCAACCACCGCUCCCCAUUGCUCCGAUCUAGAUAUGUUGAAUACGCCGCUUUCUUCGGACGGUAAUUCGAUACAGGAAGCUCAGAGGGAAUCCGCUGCAAGACAUCAAGAGCGGAACACCGAGGGAAAUGGCGACGACCGCGACCUAUGUGACGGCAACCAAGUUAAGGCUACCAAGUACAGAGACAUAGGAGUUAUGGAAACCAACAAGACCAACUGUCUCGAUUAA
Molecule: messenger RNA, 1311 nt
Organism: Trichoderma breve
Lineage: Eukaryota; Fungi; Ascomycota; Sordariomycetes; Hypocreales; Hypocreaceae
Exons: 5
Coding region: 1-1311 (436 amino acids)
Source: RefSeq, a predicted model, not a curated record